AAAUAUUACAAUUUCAAUAUGCAAUCAAUAUAAAAAUGCAGAGGUUUGCAUUCUUUUUUCCAAGCAGUCUCUGAUACUGGGUGUGCAUUUGACACUUACGGAACAUUAAUUUUGGACUGGCGGCAUUUCAAGCGCCUAAUACCCACCAUCCUGGACAGCUUGGCCCCGGAAUUCCCCCUCGUUCCCCUUCUUGUCCCACCACCCCGCAGGAAGAAGUGAAGAUGGUGGGGGGGCGGUAACACUGCUACUUUGGGACUGAGGCAAACUCGGGGAGGACACCACCCUGUGAAGUUGUGAUGCUGCGAUGCUGAGACCUCUCAGCCAACCUCCCCUGCCCCCCUCCCCCGCUCAGCGAGGAAGCUCCUACCGCAGGAAAGCGCCAGGCUGCGGGUGGGGGAUGGGGGGAGUGGGAGAGGUGGGGGGGGAGGUGGAAGACGCCGCGCAGAGCCGCACGCAUGCGUACUGCGCGCGCUCAUAAACGCAGCCUGGCGCCCUAGCAACGGGUUCCAAGCCACUGUCUCGUCGGAAUAAGUGGCUUUCCCCGGAGUUCUAGUCCCACCAGUCGGUCUCGGCUUGUCCCCAUCCACGGUUCUUUCUUAUCAUUUCCGUUUCUCCCCUCCACUGGUUCGAUCUCGCUCUCGCCCGAGCCCUGAGCCGGGCUCCCGAAAUGAGUACUCGUGGUUUCCGCGUGGGAACCAACCCUUGCCGCCUCAGGCUCGCCCUCCCCGGGCUGAGGUGGCUGCUGGGGCUGUUCCUGGGGCUUCACGCCACCCGCAGCGCGGCCUUCUACCUCCCCGGGUUGGCUCCAGUUAACUUCUGCGAGGCGGCCCGAGAGACUGCAACCUGCAAGUCAUCAAUAGCACUAUUUGUAAAUAGAUUGGACUCAGAAGAAUCUGUCCUACCUUAUGAAUAUAAUACCUUUGACUUCUGUCAAGAUUCUGGAAAGAAAAACCCUUCUGAAAAUCUCGGCCAAGUACUAUUUGGAGAACGAAUAACAUCAUCCCCCUAUAAGUUUUCUUUUAACAAGACAGAAACAUGUAAAAAAGUUUGUGUAAAAUCCUAUGAUAGAGAAAAUGAGGACCACAAGAAAAAGCUGGCUUUUUUGAAGAAAGGAAUACAACUAAAUUAUCAACAUCACUGGAUUAUUGAUAAUAUGCCAGUAAUAUGGUGUCACGUUAUUGAGGAUGGAAAGUACUGCACACCAGGAUUUCCGAUAGGAUGUUUUAUUACCAAAAGUGGCAUAGUGAAAGAUGCUUGCGCUCUCCACCCUGAAUUCAACAAAAAUAAUACUUUCUACCUCUUCAACCACGUUGAUAUUAUUAUUAUGUAUCACAGGGAAAGUGAAAGAAAUUGGGCUAUUGCAAGAUUGGUUGCUGCUAGACUUGACCCCCAAAGCUAUAAGCAUUCGGAUGAAAACCACCUAACUUGUAAUGGACCCCCUAUGGAAAUUCCUGGAGAACAUACAGAUAAGUUGAGUGUCACCUACACUUACUCUGUGAGAUUUGAAGAAAACAAAAGCAUCAAGUGGGCAUCUAGAUGGGAUUAUAUUUUGGAGUCCAUGCCUCAUACCAACAUUCAGUGGUUUAGUAUUAUGACUUCCUUUGUUAUCGUUCUCUUCUUGUCUGGGAUGGUGGCUAUGAUUCUAUUAAGAACUCUCCAUAGAGAUAUUAUCAGAUACAAUCAGACGAAUUUUUCUGAGGAGGUCCGGGAGGACUUCGGUUGGAAGCUGGUUCAUGGGGAUGUAUUCAGACCUCCAAGGAAUAGAAUGCUGCUCUCAGCUUUCCUGGGUCAAGGAACACAAGUUUUGAUUAUGACGUUUAUUACCUUAUUUCUGGCUUGCUUUGGUUUUCUUUCCCCCGCCCAUCGAGGGGCCUUGAUGACCUGUGCCGUUGUGUUAUGGGUCCUCCUGGGAACCCCUGCUGGAUAUGUGUCGGCUAGAAUGUAUAAGACAUUUAAAGGUGUUAACUGGAAGACAAAUUUUUUGCUGACAGCACUAUUAUGUCCUGGUGUCGUCUUUGUCGACCUUUUCUUUAUGAACCUGAUUCUUUGGGUGGAAGGGUCAUCGGCUGCAAUCUCCUUUGGUACCCUGAUAGGUAUCCUUGCGAUGUGGUUUGGAAUUUCAGUACCAUUAACAUUUUUGGGUGCAUACUUUGGAAGCAAGAAAAAGUUUAAGCAUCCAGUUCGCACAAACCAGAUUCCCCGUCAUAUUCCUCAGCAGAAUUUCUUCACCAGACCACUUUUUGGCAUCAUAAUCGGUGGCAUUUUACCUUUUGGCUGUAUUCUUAUUCAACUCUUUUUCAUUCUGAACAGUAUCUGGUCUCAUCAGAUGUACUUCAUGUUUGGCUUCCUUUUCUUGGUCUUUAUAAUUCUCUUGAUUACCUGUUCAGAAGCUACAGUUUUGCUGUGUUAUUUCCAUUUGUGCGCUGAGGAUUAUCAUUGGUGCUGGAGAGCCUUUUUUACCAGCAGUUUUACAGCUGUUUACCUUUUCAUAUAUGCAGUUCAUUACUUCUUUGCCAAACUUCAGAUCGUGGGCAUUGCAAGCAGCAUUUUGUACUUUGGGUACACAAUGGUCAUGGUCUUGAUUUUCUUCCUUUUCACAGGGACAGUUGGAUUUUUUUCCUGUUUCUGGUUUAUUACUAAAAUCUACAGUGUGGUAAAAGUGGAUUAAAGAAUGUCUCCCAAAGGCUUCCAGGCAUGUCACCACUGCUUUCGAAUAUAUACAUCUAUAUCUAUAUGAACAUCUAUGGAGAUACAUGUGUAUGCUUCCUACUACACAUUUUAAAUAUAU
Molecule: messenger RNA, 2788 nt
Organism: Mirounga angustirostris (Northern elephant seal)
Lineage: Eukaryota; Metazoa; Chordata; Mammalia; Carnivora; Phocidae
Product: transmembrane 9 superfamily member 2-like
Exons: 17
Coding region: 668-2668 (666 amino acids)
Biological process (GO): protein localization to membrane
Cellular component (GO): membrane
Source: RefSeq, a predicted model, not a curated record